Adineta steineri is the source of this 1206-nucleotide messenger RNA. The record is from the annotation of a GenBank genome assembly. Lineage: Eukaryota; Metazoa; Rotifera; Eurotatoria; Adinetida; Adinetidae.
AUGACAGAAAAAAAAUUUAUUUUUGUUCUUCCACCUGAACAUGUUCGACAUUUUGGUAAAACAUUACAAGUUUUAACAAAACUUGGAGAAGAAAUUUAUAUUGAAUUGAGUAACAAAACAAAUGGCUUAAGUUUUCGUACAGCAAAUCAAUCACGUUCAUCAUAUUCAUGUAUUACAUUUAAACGUGAAUUUUUUGAAGAAUGGCCACAAGAUGAUAUACAAAGAGAAAAAAUAAAAUGUCGAAUUUCAGCUAAACGAUGUAUGUCUGCUGUACAUGCUGUUUUAUCAAGUAAACUAACACGACUUGAACUUGUAUUUGAUGAUCAUAAAUCUAAUUUAUCAUUUAUACUUCAUUGUCGAUAUAAUAUUGUUAAAGUUCAUUCAUGUUUUUAUAUUGAUUGUGAAAAACUUCAAGCACGUUUCGAUAAACAAUCAUAUAAAAAUAGUGUAUCAAUUAUGAGUAAAACUUUACAAGAAUUAACUGCACAUUUUCCAGCUAAAUGGGAUGAAAUAACAAUUCGCGCAACAAAAGAUCAAUUUAUUAUUAAAAAAUGUGAUGAAAUUGUUCAUGAUGAUGAUAGUGUUGUUUAUAGUAUGAAUUUUCAAGUUGUAUGUGAACCAAGAGAAUUUAUUAAUUAUGAUAUUCAAUAUAAUUCAGAUAUUACAUUUUGCUUACGAGAAUUCAAAUUUCUGUUGGGUUUAGCUGAUUUACUUAAUUUACCUAUGACAUUACUUUUCGAUAGUCGUGGACGACCAAUUAUUUUCUGUUUCGAUGCAGAAGAAUUUUAUUUUGAUGGUAUUUUUGUAUUUGCUACAAUUGCAAAUCGUGAAGGUGAAACUGAUCCAUCUUUUACUGCAUCUCAACCAAGUAUAAAUGAUAUAUCAACAAUGGAUGAAGAUGAUCUUGUGUCUUAUCGACAAUAUACAAUAAAUACAACUGGUUUGAAUCGAGGAGGAAAGAAACGUCCUGCACCAUCAUCAUCACCAUUACAAACGACUACAAAUUUAUCUGAUAUUAAUAACGAUCAUACAUCAAUUAUUAAUCCUAAACAACGAAUAAAUACAACUAAUUAUCAAGAUACUACUACUACUACAGAUAUUGGAGAUACAACAUAUAUAGUAUUAAGUCAACAAUCAAUUGUUGGAUUACAACAAUCAGAAGAUAUUAUGGCUGAUAUGACAGAAGAUGAAGAUGAAGAAAAUUAG